AUGAUCAACACCAAAUUCAGCAGCAACAACCCUGAGGGCGGUUUCGGUGACCAAGAUCCUCGCCCGAAAAAGACGCAUCACCGCCACACUCAACAUCAGAUCCAAGAAAUGGAAGCUUUAUUCAAGGAGUGUCCCUGCCCAAAACCCAAGCAGAGGAAGGAACUAAGCCGGGAAUUAGGUUUGGAACCAUUCCAAGUGAAAUGGUGGUUUCAAAAUAAGCGCAACCAUAUGAAGGUAUAUGAUACUCAGCUAGAGAACACACAACUUCGUAAUGAAAAUGAAAAGCUUCGUGCCGAUAACAUGAGGUACAGAGAAGCCCUAGGCAGUGCCUCUUGCCCCAAUUGCGGUGGCCCGACAGCUAUCGGAGAGAUGAUAAUCGAGAAUGCAGUGGCAGCCAUGGAAGAGCUAAUCAGAAUGGCUCAAAUGGGUGAACCCUUGUGGAUGACCAGCCUUGAUGGCAACACCACUGUGUUCAAUGAAGACGAGUACAUCAGAACAUUCCCUCGUGUUGCUCCAAAACCAAACAAUCAUUUCAAAUGUGAAGCUUCGGGCGAGAGCGCUGUUUUUGUCAUGAACCACAUCAACCUUGUUGAGAUUCUCAUGGAUGUGAAUCAAUGGUCGACUGUGUUUUCUGGGAUUGUGUCGAGAGCUAUGACUCUGGAAGUGCUAUCAACUGGAGUGGCUGGAAAUUACAAUGGAGCCUUGCAAGUGAUGACUGCAGAAUUUCAAGUACCCUCAUCGCUUGUUCCAACUCGUGAGAGUUAUUAUGUGAGGUACUGCAAACAGCAUGCUGAUGGCACUUGGGCUGUGGUUGAUGACUCCUUGGACACUCUGCACCUUAAUCCUGCACCAAGGUCAUGCCAAAGAAGACCCUCUGGAUGUCUCAUCCAAGAAAUGCCAAAUGGAUACUCAAAGGUUACAUGGGUUGAGCAUGUCGAUGUGGAUGAACGUGGUGUUCACAAUCUGUACAAGCAGCUGGUUAACUCUGGCAACACAUUUGGGGUGAGACGAUGGGUCGCUACCUUGGACCGUCAAUGUGAACGUCUUGCCAGUUCCCUGGCAUCAAACAUCCCUACUGGUGAUGUUGGUGUGAUUACAAAUCAAGAAGGCAGAAAAAGUCUGUGAAAAUUGGCUGAAAGGAUGGUCAUAAGCUUCUGUGCUGGAGUAAGCGCUUCAACCACUCACACAUGGACAACACUGUCUGGGACAGGGGCUGAUGAUGUUCAAGUGAUGACCCGAAACAGCGUGGAUGAUCCUGGCAGGCCUCCCGGUAUUGUGCUCAGCGUCGCCACAUCUUUCUGGCUUCCAGUUCCUCCCAAAAGGGUAUUUGAAUUCCUCCGUGAUGAGAACUCUCGUAAUGAGUGGGACAUUUUUUCCAAUGGUGGAAUUGUUCAAGAAAUGGCACACAUUGCUAAUGGUAGCGACACUGGAAAUUGCGUGUCUCUACUGCGAGUAAAUAGUGCGAAUUCAAGCCAAAGCAACAUGCUGAUAUUGCAAGAGAGCUGCACAGACAAAACAACUUCUUUUGUGAUUUAUGCUCCAGUGGACAUUGUUGCCAUGAAUGUGGUACUAAUUGGGAGUGACCCUGACUAUGUUGCUCUUCUUCCUUCUGGCUUUGCCAUCCUUCCAGAUGGAGGAGGCAUGGGGGAUUCUGGCUCUGGUGGUUCCCUUCUCACUGUUGCCUUUCAAAUUCUGGUUGAUUCUGGCCUGACCGCCAAGCUCUCUCUCGGGUCGGUGGCAACAGUUACCAAUCUGAUUGCUUGCAAUGUUGAGAGGAUCAAAGCUGCAUUGUCUUCCUUGUUUCAAAAUUUGGUCGUUUGGUUCUUGUGA
Messenger RNA from Prunus avium (sweet cherry), 1830 nucleotides. NCBI's taxonomy places the organism in Eukaryota, Viridiplantae, Streptophyta, Magnoliopsida, Rosales, Rosaceae. The record is from RefSeq and is a predicted model, not a curated record.